Molecule: messenger RNA, 1877 nt
Organism: Cercocebus atys (sooty mangabey)
Lineage: Eukaryota; Metazoa; Chordata; Mammalia; Primates; Cercopithecidae
Product: death domain-associated protein 6
Exons: 3
Coding region: 446-1276 (276 amino acids)
Source: RefSeq, a predicted model, not a curated record
AGGAGCAGUAAGGAGAAGCCGUAACUGGCAGCUGUGCCGAUGCCGUCCCUGUCCCCACACUCAGCAGCCUCUCCUGGGACCUGCAGGUGACCCCACCUCUCACCAUGAGAACCAUGUAGAGGCCGCCGGCCUGCCCUCUGCAGGAUCUCACUCUUAAGCUUGAACUUUUCGUUUCCUGUCCCUUCCCUCGAAGCCAGGGGUCCUGACUGCAGCCCCCGGACACUGACUGGUUGCACUGGCUGCCUGAGGCCCUCUGGGAUCUCCUGCCUUCUAGGUGCCCGAGAUCGGGGCAGGUCAGCCACAGGUCCCCAGCUCCUGGCGGCUGCAGAGCGCGGCUAUAAAUGCUCGUGUCCAGGUGGAGGGUGUGCCUGUGGAUCGAGAGCUGUGGCCCCGGCCAGCCAGCCCCUGCUGCCCUGGAGGCCCCAGAAGCGUGGGACGUGCGGAGAUGGCCGCUGGUGUGAUCCGGACCCUGUGCGACUUCCAGCUGCCCCUGCUGCGCCACCACCCCUUCCUGCCCUCAGAUCCAGAGCCCCCGGAGACUUCGGAGGAGGAAGAGGAGGAGGGGGGGGAGGAGGAGGAGGAGGGGGAGGAGGGGGAGGAGGAGGAGGGGGAGGAGGAGGGCGAGGGGCUGGAGGGCUGCAGCCAGAUCCUCCCGAACUCAGGCCAGGCAGAGGCCGCGGAGGAGGCAGCCCCUCAGGGUCCCAGCAGCCCCGAGAUGCCGCUGCAGCUACUACGCUUCUCAGAGCUCAUCAGCGACGACAUCCAGCGGUACUUUGGUCGCAAGGACAAGGCGCAGGACCCAGAUGCCUGCGAUGUCUACGCCGACAGCCGCCCAGCCGGCAGCACAGCCCGGGAGCUCUACCACGCGGACCUGGUGUGCCUGGCCCGAGGCGGGUCCCUGGAGGACGAGCACACCCCGGAGCCCGGGGUCUCCCGAGGGCAGGUGCGCAGGCCGGGCCUCAGCGGGGACAGGGCGCAGCCCCUGGGACCCCUGGCCGAGCUCUUUGACUACGGGCUGCAGCAGUACUGGGGGUCCAGGGCGGCGGCCAGCUGGAGCCUGCGGCUGGAGCGGAAGUACGGCCACAUCACCCCCAUGGCCCAGAGGAAGCUGCCCCCGUCCUUCUGGAAGGAGCCGACCCCUAGCCCCCUGGGCCUGCUGCACCCUGGCACGCCCGACUUCAGCGACCUGCUGGCCAGCUGGUCGGCCGAGGCCUGUCCUGAGCUGCCCGGCAGGGGAACCCCAGCCCUGGAAGGGGCACAGCCAGCCGAGGCCUAGCGAGGCACUGGGGUCGGAGUCAGCUGGCGGCAGCGGGGCCGCCCCUGAGGCACUGGACUCUCUUCCCGUCCUCCUGGUAACAGCCUCCUCCAUCCCUCCUUGGAGAGGCAGGAAGAGGGGCCCACUGCCUGACCGAGACAGCAGACAAGGGCUGUCUCCUCCACAGAUGCUGGAAGGUUCUUCCACGGCAGGGUGCUGGGCUGGAGUGGCUCUGAGGCAGAGCCAGAGAGCCCCAGACCAGGGAGCUUCCCCGGGUCCUCCUCACAACCCGGGCAGGGUGGCUCACUGGGGGUCCUGGCGGGGGCAGGCCUAGGUGCUUCUGGGCAGGCCCCAGCCCAGCCCCUUCCACCCCAGGGGGCUCUGGCAGCCCUAGGGGGCCUGGCAGGGAAGGAGAGGGGCUGCUGAAGUGCUAGGAAAAGCAACAGCCUGAAGCCAGGCUGGGCUUGGGCAUGACAGGGAGAGUUGUGGGGCUCAAGAGACUGGCUCCCUCCAGCCUUGGGCACCCCCGCUGCCCGGGGCCUCGCCACCCCUCUCACCCCACAGGCCCUGGGGAGGCUGUUCACUGGCACGCAUCGGGGAACCUCAGCUCUAAUGAGUACAA